UGUCCUCUCCGCUGGUGCACAUGUGUUGGAAGCAGUGAGGAAGUGCAGGAGUAGUUCUGACCCAAGUGAGUCAGUCAGUCCAUCAGUGCGCUAUGAGAGAAGCGCAUGCUGCAUGCUCACAAACAGCAUCUGCACUUGUUUUAUUUUGAGACGCAAACCCCUCAUGUGGACGCUUCAGGACAGAAGGAGCAGCCCCUGGUUUACAUUCUUGGAAUAUUCAGUCUGAUGCUUUAGAUAGUAGGUGAAAAUUGAGGAGUCAGUCAAGCCUGAAGACGAACAUUUUAUCAGGAAGAAUGACAGGAUUUACUGCCAAAUUCAUCUUCCUGGUGCUCCUUGCCACUUGCGUCUCUUCCAGCAGCAAGUCAAAUGUGCCGCGCCUCAGACUCUCCUAUAAAGAUCUAUUAUCAGCCAACAGGUCGUCUAUCUUCAGCGGUCAUCAUGGCCAACUCUCACUUUCAACUGUCUAUCUGGAUGAGUACCGUGACCGUCUUUUCCUGGGGGGCAAAGAUGUCAUGUACUCUCUUCUGCUAGGACCUCUCAGGAGCGAAUCCAAGGAGAUCUAUUGGCCCCCAUUACCUGGCAACCGGGAAGACUGCAUUCAAAGGGGGAAAGAGCCCCUGACGGAAUGUGCCAACUUUGUACGCCUCCUGCAGCCAUACAACCGUACUCACCUCCUGGCCUGCGGCACAGGAGCAUUCCAUCCUAUGUGCAGUUUCAUCUAUGUGGGCCACAGAGGAGAGCAUGUCUUCACUAUGGACCCAAAGAAUGUGGAAAAUGGCCGAGGGAGAGUCCCUCAUGACCCAAGCCUUCCUUUUGCUAGCACCUUCAGCGGCGGGGAGUUAUUUACAGGUCUGACAGCUGAUUUCCUAGGAAGAGACCCUGUGAUCUUCAGAAGUAUGGGAGAUCGCUCCACUAUGAGAACAGAGACCGAUCAUAAAAUCCUCCAUGACCCGAAGUUCGUGGCGGCCCACCUCAUUCCAGACAACGACGACAGAGACGACGAUAAAGUGUAUUUCUUCUUCACUGAGAAAGCCACAGAGGCCGGAGACAGGGAGGAGGCCAUUCACACACGUGUUGGACGAGUGUGUGCGAAUGAUGUAGGAGGACAGAGAGUGCUGGUAAAUAAGUGGAGCACCUUUAUCAAAGCCAGACUGGUUUGUUCUGUUCCUGGACCUCAUGGCAUCGAUACGCACUUCAACCAGCUGGAGGAUGUUUUCUUGCUGAGGACCAAGGAUGAGAGGAACCCAGACAUUUAUGCAAUUUUUAGCACUAUCAGUAAUGUAUUCCAGGGUUUCGCUGUGUGCGUGUAUCGCAUGGCUGACAUCAGAGAGGCUUUUAACGGACCAUUUGCUCAUAAAGAGGGCCCAGAUUACCAGUGGGGUGCUUAUGAAGGCCGGGUCCCUUACCCUAGACCAGGAGUGUGUCCCAGUAAAAUCACCAACCAGCCUGGCAGGGAGUUUGCCAGCACCAAAGACUUCCCUGACCAUGUGCUCCAGUUUACCCGCAGCCACCCACUGAUGUGGAGGGCAGUACACCCUGCCUUACGGCAACCAGUGCUUGUCAAAGCCAACGUUCCUUACAGGCUCAAACAAAUCGUGGUGGACCGGGUUGAUGCAGAGGAUGGACAGUAUGAAGUCAUGUUUAUCAGCACAGACAUCGGUACAGUGUUGAAGGUCAUUGCCCUCCAUGGUGGAAACAGCCUGGAAACAGAGGAGGUCACUCUGGAAGAGCUUCAAGUUUUUAAAGUGCCAACCCCAAUUACAUCAAUGGAUAUAUCAGUCAAAAGACAAGCCUUGUAUGUGGGCUCACCAGCAGGCGUGGCCCAGGUGAAGCUUCAUCGCUGCGAGACCUACGGAAAGGCUUGCGCCGAGUGCUGCCUGGCCAGAGACCCUUACUGUGCCUGGGAUGGCUCAUCAUGCACUCGAUACGUCCCCAACAGUAAACGCCGUUACCGAAGGCAGGACAUCAGGCAUGGAAACCCAGUUCUGCAAUGUCUGGACCAGAGCUUUAAUGAGGACAUGGAGGACAUGGAGGACAGAAUGGUGUAUGGUGCUGAGAACAACAGUACUUUUCUAGAAUGUGUUCCUCGCUCCCCACAAGCUUCUGUCUUCUGGCUUGUCCAGCGUGAUGACCGCAAGGAGGAGGUGAAGAUGGAUGAUCGGGUCAUGUCUACAGAGCAGGGCCUCCUAUUCCGCCGCCUUCUUUACCAGGAUGCAGGCAUCUACAUCUGCCGCUCCAGAGAGUACGGAUUUACCCAAACCCUCGCCAGAUUUACCCUCGAAGUCCUCCAGGGUGACACCUUAGAUGAGUUGAUGUCACGUGACAACGCUGGCUUGUCUGACAUACCUAAAGACAGAUCAACCGGGAUCUACAGGAACUGGAUGCCUUGCAGCUCAUACAACAGGUUGAGUCCGAUCGGCCAGUCGCGUAUGUGGUUCAAGGAUAUCAUGCAGACGAUUGGUCCGUCCAACUUGCCCCAUGUGGAGGAAUACUGUGAGAAGAUGUGGUGCAAUGAGAAGCUGAGAAGAAAGCACAAAAGCAUGGUGGAGAAGUAUCGACAGGCCCAGGAGAGUGCUAGGAAGGCCCGCAGCAAGAGUUCUGGUGAGCGGAACCGGACACCGCGGGACCUUAGCGCAUGGUUGGAAUGAUAGAGAAAACAUGAUGAAAAAAACUAAAAGCAAAAAUAAAGAAUAGUGAGAUGAGAACAGCAGCCUAAGGCCAAGAUAGGUUGAACUUAAUUUGAGAGGAGGUAGACGAUAGGAAGGUAGAUACUUGAUUCUGGUUUUCAUCCCGGAAGAGGAUUUCAAAAUCAACUAGCCUGGACAUGAUGAGAUAAAACAGUUUAGGACUUCAAACUUAGCACACAAUAGAAGUCAAUUAUGGAGAAACCCCUUUGUAUAUAUUUCCUGUACAUAUACCUUUUAAGUGACUCAUUUCAACAAUGUGUAUUAUCAUGAGUCUUUAGUGAAGAAGAAUACACAGAUUGUUUAAGCCAACAUUUAUGUUUUGGAUAAAAUUGGACUAUUUCACUGUGUAUUUAUGCACCACGCCCUUGCUUUGUGACAUCAGCACCCUCUCCACUUUAGGCUAACCCAGAACACUGACACAAUUAGCUCAACUAGCUAAUACAGAAAAUAAAACAUGAACGACAUGUUGAUGAUUCAACAGAUUAUGAGCACAGCUUUGUUUUCACAGCUGAACAUGGAACUUUUCAUUCAACAAGAUGAACUAUAUAUCAAAAUCCUUUUUCAUUUUUCAUGUACUACUGUAUGUUAAAAAUGUUCCAUUUCAUAUUAGCCAAUUUUUAUUUGUCGCCACGGUUAUGUGGUUCAGAGUAAUGCGCAAGGUAAACUGGUAAAGUGUGACAUUUAACCUAUUAGCAAGGCAAGCAUUCAUUACCAAUGGACAACAAAUUGUGAUAAUAGAAACAUCUUUUUAGCUUUACUAUCCACUACAUAAUUGUAUAUCCACUACUUACAUCAGCUUUUGCAAAGUCAUUUAUAGAAUACUCAAAAGUAAUUAUUUUUAGUCAAUGUAGGAAACUGGUUUAAUCACCUAAUUCAUCAUCUGUAUUGAAAUGGUUCUAAGAAUGUUCCAUUGUAAAUGUACUGCUUCUUUCAUGGACAAGUAGACAUGACAAGCAUGUCGAGUGUGGCACCCAUACACCAUUUCAUUGUGAUAGUUACAGAAUUGUGUCAAUGUGUAUUUAUGGACAAUUGUUGGAAGAUGUCUUGUGUUUUAGAUACUAGAGCUUUUAUUGCAUAAAGAAAAGACUUCAAGAGGAAAUUGUGAAUAAUAAUGUAAGCAUUUCAUAUUUGAAAAAUCUGUCAUUCACACAAUUCGUCAUUUUAGGACCACAGUCUUUUCACCACGGUACAAACACACUAAAGCACGUUUGACACUGGCAGUGUUUAUUUUCCUUGUCCAAGGCGGUGGUGAGGCUGACUAUUAGACUCCAAUUAAGGUGUUUUCUCUGAAAAUAUUGCCCCAGCAGGGGAAAAAGCUGCUUGACAGGGGUAUGGUGUAAGACAAAAUGUGAUCUUUUGAAAUGUAUCCAACAGUUUAAAUGAUUUCAGCUGAAAAUGUCUCCUAAAUCUGUGCCAAUUUUUAUAUUGUACCUUGACCAAUGAAAACUGUAUAUACAGUAUGAUGGAGAAAAAAUAGUAUCCAUAAAAAUGCAUUUGCAGGCUUCCAUGUGUAUGCUAGUUUGCAGCAGGUGGCUCUUCAUCAACUAAGGCCUUUUUCGCCUGGAAAAAAAAAAGAUACAUUUCAAAAAACAGCAAAGGUAUACAGUGGUAUGAAAAAGUAUCUGAUCCUUUUGGAAUUUUUCUCACAUUUCUGCAUAAAAUCAGCAUCAAAUGUGAUCUGAUCUUUGUUAAAAACACACAGAUGAAAAAACAGUGUCUGCAUUAAGUAAAACUACCCAAACAUUUAUAGGUUUUUUAUAUUUUAAUGAGGAUAGCAUACAAACAAUGACAGAAGGGGGGAAAAUAAGUGAACCAUCACAUUUUAUAUUUUGUGGAUACUUCCUGUAGCUGCAGAUCAGUCUGGCGCAUCGAUCAGGACUAAUCUUGCCAUAUUCUUCUCUACAAAAGUGCUGUAGUUCAGUCAGAUUUCUGGCAUGAAUCACUGUCUUUUGGUCAUGCCACAGCAUCUCAAGCGGGUUCAAGUCUGGACUUUGACUUGGCCACUCCAGAACAUUUAUUUUGUUCUUCUGAAACCAUUCUGAAAUUGAUUUAUUUCUGUGUUUUGGAUCAUUGUCUUGUUGCAGCAUCCAUCCUCUUUUUAACCGUCUGACAGAUGGCCUCAGGUUUUCCUGCAAAACAUCCUGAUAAACUUUUGAAUUCAUUAAACUUUUGAAUUUGUUCUUCCAUUAAUGAUUGCAAGUUGUUCAAGCCCCGAGGCAACAAAACAGCCCUAAAUCAUGAUUCACCCUCCACCAGGCUUCACGGUGUGGAUGUUGGUGAACUGUUCCAUUUUUCCUCCACACAUGAUGUUGUGUGUUACUCCCAAAAAUUUCAACUUUGGUUUCAUCAGUCCACAAAAUGUUUUGCCAAAACGUCUGUGGAGUGCACAUGUGCCUUUUUGCAAACAUUAAACGAGCAACUUUUUUUUUUUUAAACAGCAGUGGCUUCCUCCGUGGAAUCCUCCCAUGAACACAAUUCUUGGCCAUAGUUUUACAUAUAGUUGAUGUGUGCACAGAUAUAUUGGACUGUGCCAGUGAUUUAAGUCUUUAGCAGACACUCUAGGGUUCUUUUUUACCCCUCUGAGUAUUCUGUGCUGAACUUUCGGCUUAAUCUUUGGUGGACGGCCACUCCAUGGGAGAGAAGCAACAGUGCCACACUUUCUCCAUUUGUAAAUAACUUCUCUGCCUGCCGAUUGAUGAACAUCCAGACUUUUAGAGAUGGUUUUGUAUCCUUUCCCAGCUUUAUACAAAUCAGCAAUCCUUGAUCGCAGGUCUUCAGACAGCUCUUUUGACUGGGCCAUGAUACACAUUAGACAAUGCUUCUUAUCAAUACAAUUCUUACCAUGUGUGUGUUUUAUAGUGGGCAGGACAGCUUUAAACCACUCAUCAGUGAUUGGGCACACACUUGACUUAAAGAGCAAUUGAAAUCUUUUUUAACCAAACAAUUUAAGUCUCCUUAGGCAGAGGGUUCCUUACUUAUUUUCCCCCUUCUGUCAUUGUUUGCAUGCUAUUCUCAUUAAAAUAUGAAAACCUAUAUAUGUUUGGGUGGUUUUAGUUAAAGCAGACACAGUUUUUACAUCAAUGUGAUUUUGAUAAAUAUCAGAUCACAUUUGAUGGUCAUUGAAUGCAGAUAUGUGAGAAAUUAAAAAAGAUUCAGAUACUUUUUCAUAACCCUGUAAAUUGCACAAACAUAUGUUUGAAAAAACCAAAUAUGACGUUAAAACUCUUUGUAGUUCCUGAAGCCAACAUUAAUUAUUAGGUGUUAUAAAAGCUUGAGCCAGCUGAGAUUUGACACAAAGCAUCCAUGACUUUUGGACAAACUAACCCACAUUUCACAUCAGUUUUGUAUAGUUGUGUUUGUUCAAAAGUGACUAACAGCUUCAGGUGUUGUGGUAUUGGUAUAAUUAUUAUUAUUAUUAUUUUAAAUGUGUUCAUCAGCCAAUUUAGAAUGUUUCUUUUUCAAAUACAAGAAAAGAAAAGCAUACAUUUUACUGCACUUUUAGCCCGUUCUCACGUAAUGUUUUGUGACAGUAACAGGAACGGUGUUGUAUAAUUAAAGCACCUAUAGUGAACUUGUACCGUAUUGUUUUGUAAGCCUGUCCUAUUUGAAGGCAUAUUAGUUAUUUAAAUAUUGCUCUACAAGGUAUGCCAUAUAUUAAUAUACCAUCUGAACGACUUAAUCAUGGAUUUUGUGUGCUGUUACUAUUCGGGUUAUUAGUUCAAUGAACUUUACAUAAAUAUUUGGAGGAAAUGAACGGUAUUCCUGCUUGUUUGUGUUUUUUUUUUUUUUUCCAAGUCAAGAUUAACAGUGCCAAUGACACAAUUUAAAUGCAUUUACAGAUAAACUUUGGCUCUUCUGUCAUUAAAACAAAGAUAUGUUCAACUGAAUGGCAAAUGCUGUGGUGUCUUUAAGCGCUGUGUGUGGCCCAGUGGCAGAUGCUGGUCUUUUAAUGAGGGGAAGCUCAAAGUGUGUCUGCCUGUGAGUGCUAUUUGAUGGUGGAGGGGCUCAGCAGCACCUGUUGCUCAGUAGGGAAAGAAACUAGAGUGUCAGAAGUCAGUUCUCCAAACCCAAGCAGCUACAAUAAAAAUAAACAUAAAUAGAAACUCAAUUUUUCAACCUAGUUUCACGAGGAUGAUUUUGAAAGUCUCUGGUUCAACUCAGAACAAUGAAAUGAAAAUUGAAAGAUGCCUCCCCUGGAAGUUAAUACGACAAUAUUACUGAUUCGCUCAUUUCAUCCAUCAAAAAGGGAUUGAGCCUCAGAGAGAUCAUCCAAUCAUCAUGCAGGGAAGCCAGUGUCCGGGCCACUCUCAACUCUGUAGACACACCAGCGUC
Messenger RNA from Corythoichthys intestinalis (scribbled pipefish), 7019 nucleotides. It is a transcript of the gene sema3g, whose product is annotated as sema domain, immunoglobulin domain (Ig), short basic domain, secreted, (semaphorin) 3bl. NCBI's taxonomy places the organism in Eukaryota, Metazoa, Chordata, Actinopteri, Syngnathiformes, Syngnathidae. Gene Ontology annotation, biological process: semaphorin-plexin signaling pathway; negative chemotaxis; positive regulation of cell migration. The record is from RefSeq and is a predicted model, not a curated record. The coding region runs from base 294 to 2648 and encodes 784 amino acids. The transcript is spliced from 16 exons. Gene Ontology annotation, cellular component: plasma membrane. Gene Ontology annotation, molecular function: chemorepellent activity; semaphorin receptor binding.